AUUCCGACCCGACGCUCGAGUUUCUCCGUCCGCGCAUCGCCGAAAAACGUAACACCGCGAGUGCUACGAACAGCCAAGAAAAUUCGGCAGCCAAAAACAAUACUACGACCCACUCAACGGGGAAAACUUCAAUAUAUAUCUGAAAACACACAGAAAGCAGUUAAAUUCGCUAUUCAAUCGCCGAGCGCGUGCAUAUAUACGGGUUCCGUUAAUUCCGUUCCGUUUCUUGUCGCCUUUUUUUCUUGCACACACAGUUUACCACUUUACCUUUGCGUCUCUCGUUCCGUAGUGUGAGUGUGUGUGUGGUGUGCGUGCGUGUGUGUUGUUUUUCGUGUGUUCGUUUAACUAAACACAGGUAGAAACGAAAAGAAAACCAUGGGCGAAUUAUGAAAAUAUGAAAUCAAGUAAAUAUAAAACAAGUAGCUACAACAACAACACACUCGUAUACCCGUCGUGUUCAUAACUUUGUGCGUCUUUCGCAUUCAUUUCAUAUAGUAUUAUUUUUCUCUUGGAUUUUCAACAACAACAAUAUGAAUGAGAGAGCGAGAGCCAAGAUCGUGAUCACCGUAUCGUGAAUGAAUAUUUGUCAGUGUGUGCGAGGCGUGCUUUACGCACACACACACGUACGUAAACAACAAACACACACACGAUUGCCAGUGCCUGUGUGUGAGUACGGCAUUUAAUAAAUUAUUGUGUGCAAAUAAAUGUUCCAAAAAGAGAUCGGUAAAAAAAACGUAAACCAAAAGUGCGAAAAUUCGUCUUCGACUUGGAUCAAUCAGCAGUGAAAAAAAAUAUUGUGUUUGUACAAUUCUUCCGGAGAUUUGGAGCACCGAUUAAUAAUUGACCAGUUUUGUUUUUGGAUACGGCACAUCUACAUUUUCCUCUUUGCCGAAAAGGAUGCGGCUAUAGGAGAGGAUUCCCAACCAGGAGGCAUUCGAGAUAGACACCCACAGAGAAGUCAUGUCCCAGCAAGUGUUCUCGGCGCAUCCAGCGCUGGCGGUGGAGCAGCUGCAGCUGGCGGAACAGGAGGAUAACAACACUAGCAGUAAUCAUCACCAGCAGCAGCGAUCGGCGGCGACACAGAGCAGAAGGCAUGCCAAGGCCACACCCAAGAAGUUCACCCUGAGCAGGAGCUGUGCCGGCGGAGGAUCGGGAACGCUGAGCGGCGUCCACCAGCAGGCCACGCCAAGUGCAUCCAAUCCCGCCAUCAGUCCGGAGUCCAGGAAAACCCUGCCGGUGCGAACAAAUUAUGCGGCGGUGGACGACGACGAUGACAUCGAGUGCGAGGAUGUCGACGAGGUGAACUUUGGCCAGCAGGAGAAGGAGAUGAAGGAGACGACGGAACGGGAGAUCCGGCAACCAACCAAAGACUGUGGCACCGAUGAGACGGACCAUGUGCAGCAGCGCCACAAAAACACGACGACGACAACGACGGCGACGACGAGUAGGCACCACCACCAGGACGGAGGAGGUGGCGACCAGAGCGACCUGAGCAGCGUGAUCAGCUCGCCGUCGGUUAGCACAGUCUCCUCGCCCCUUUCCACGCCCACUCGGCUGCCACAGGCGCUGCAGCAGCAGCUGCACUGUUGCCAGAAGUCCAAGGGCGUGGAAUCCCGGGCGAGAACAUCUCCCCAGCAGGUUCAGCAUCCGCACAGGCCACACCACCACCACCACCAGCAGCAGCAGCAGCACCACCAUCACCACCAUCAUCAUCACCUCUCGGCAGCGGGAUGUGCGGCGGGGGGAGGCGGCGGAGGAGGUGGCUCCGGAGGAUCUGGAUCCUGCAAGGCCAAGAAGCUCGAUCCGCGACUGAAUCCCUCGCCCUAUCGCCAGCUUUUGCCCAUCGCCUUGUGCCUGCUCUCCUUCGCGACUGUCUUCGCCACAUUAAUUGUUUACAUGGACACGACAGAGAUUCGCCAUCAACAGUUUCGGCUGAACAUGUCGCGCGACUACGAGCUGAAUGGGGUUGCGCAAGACGAUCCCGCACUCAUUGCAUUCCUGCGCCAAAUCCACAUGGGGAAGUACUUGGGCAAGGCGUCGCCCAAGGUCGCGGCGGCGUCCACAGUGGGCGUGGGUCCGCCGCCCAACUCCCCGCGCCCCGCCACCGCCGGUUCAUCGUACGGAAGCGGGAGCGGCAACAGUAGCGGCAGUGGAGCCGACCAGCUGGCCCACUAUGUGGCCGAUCUGGUGGGCGGGAAGAUGAAUGGAGCGGUGAUCCAGUCGCUGAGCGGUCCGCUCGCCCAUCUGAUCACGGCGCCCUGGCUGAGCGAGCAGCUCGACUGGAUGGGCGUGCUGGUGGAGCCGGAGCCGCGUUGGUACUUCACGUUGCGCAAGCAGAACGCCCAGCGGGCGCGCAUGCAGGUGGUACAUGCCUGCGUCUCGCCCACUACCUAUCCCAAAGAGAUUACCAUACACAACGAGGAUGUGCGCAUCAAUAGUCUGCACGACGAGGAGACCUCGUGGUUCAACUCGCGUGUCAAAUGCUUUCCGCUCUACACAAUCAUGCUGGCAUGUGAGCGCACCGAAUACGAUCUGCUCAGUCUGGGCGUACAGGGGCAUGAGCUGGAGAUCUUGCAAACGCUGCCCUUCGACAAAGUCAAAAUCGAUGUGAUAUCGAUACAUUUGCUCGAGGACCAUGAGGACGUGCACGACUAUGUGCUGGACAUCACCAGAUUCCUGGCGGGCAAGUCCUACAAGCUGCAGCGCAAGAUUGGGCGAAACUACUUCUACCAGCGGCUUAAUGCCAGCGCCAGUCGCACGCGCAAGAAAGACAUCCUGCUGCUGAAGACGCCCUAGGCUCGACGAUCACAACGAACGAUCAAAGGAUCUAACUGGGAACGGAUUUCCACAAACGACAUCGAAGUGAAGACAAGCGUUAAAAUGCGAGAGAAUGAAAGUAGUUACUGAAAGAAAUCAACAAAACACUUCGCAGCUAAGCGAGAGAUUCGUAUAACUCUCAAACUGAACUCUAUGUUAUAAUGAUAAUUAUUACUAUACAUACGCUACACUAACGAUAUCGUUUAUAUAUACUGUAUACCGAUUAUGAUAUAUUGUACGAGUAGAAUCUUAGUUUUUGUAAAACUCAAAACUCCCUUUCCCCUUCCCAAAAAAAAAAAAACAUAAUAUUUCGCCUUUAUGUUAUUAUUUCCAUUUAUUUUUUGUCGAAAUUGUUUUUUGUGUACGUGUACGAGCAGAGUACACGGAACAAUUGUGUUAAAUACAAAACACAUUACUAUAUACAUAUAUGCAUAUAACGUAUUAUGAUUUGCUAUAAGCUAUGCUAAAUGAAUGUUAAGCUAAGAGUGCGCCCGCCCCUUUUCGAUGUAUAAAUUAAAUUGCAACUGGCGCGGCGAGUUCGAUUUAUGAACCAGAAAUUAUUGUAACUGUUCUGCUACUAGGCUAAGCUCGGCUAUCUCCUACAAACUAUCCAACUGUCUAUCUAUGCAAGUUUAUGUUAUAUCGAAUGCUUUAUCUAGUAAUCAAUAAGUAAACAAAACCUAACGUAAAUUAUUGUUUAAACUGGCGCCAGACGACGAUGAAGCAGCAGCGCAAAACUAAAAACAAAAAUAUUUAAAUUAUAUUAAAUUAUUGAACCAAACCAAGCACAUCCAUACACAUACACAAUACACCACCAUUGUACACACAUACACACACUAGCGCAAGCGAAUAAAUAUAUAGAAAACUCAUUUGCAAAAUCUGCUUUCAACUCAUCUCAUACUCAUAGUUACAACAUAAGCGAAUCAUUAAAUUAACGAACAAAAAUGAAGAUCGAAAGAAUCAAACUAGUAAACGAGGCAGCGUUCAAAAGUAAAUUACAAAACAAUUACGAAAUAGAGCAAAAAUCUGAAAGAAAAAACACCCAAGAACACUCACACUACACUCAUGCACAUUUUAUGUACUACAUGUACUAGUGAAUAAACGAAGUAAAUAAAUGUAAAUGUAGCGCAACGAAAUUAAAUGUAAAACCAAUCGUAUUUCAAUUACAUUUUAGUAAUUAUGAUGUAUUAUUAUUUUUUAUGUGCACACUUAGACACACGCUCAGCUAAAGAUCGAUCGGUGACAGUUGUUGCAAGUGCCGCGAACUCGUUGCACCUCGCCCCUCCCAAAAUACUAACAGACUUAUAGCCAGAAACAGAUAUUAAAUUGAGAACCGAGUAGAGAAUCAGAAUCAGUGCCUUCGACUUAGACUUGAAACGAAAACCAAAAUCUAAGCAUUACUCAUAUUGAAAUCGUUGUACAUAGAGAGAGAGCAUUGAGCAGCAACCGUCACUAGAAGAACAUUUGUUGUUACCAUUUGCCGUCUGUUAAACUUGCCUUAUCGAUGAUGCGACGACGGUGAUGCCCACAGUCUCCACACUCAGUUACCACACUCAAAUCCGUCACAACUAUAGAACUACAAAAGAAACGCGACUAAAUCACACAACACAUCACCUUAGUCCUAAGUACAGUGCUAAUGUCUGUUUUUUUAAGCCUAAUUCUAAUUACUUAGUUGUAUCUUGUGUAAAUUAGCGUUUAACCAAAUUUUAAGUAGGCUAUUAUUAUGAUAACCAUCUGAUUUGGCCUUGUCCAUAGCACACACAUCCCGCAUUGCAUCGCACACCCUCAGAAAACCCACCACACACAAACACCAUAUAAAAGCAAAAGGCUAACUCAUGCUAAGCUCGACAUCGAACUAGAAAUUGUAUUUACAGCGAGCAUAAAACUAAGGAAACAAAAUUUAUAGUUAAUAUAAAAAAUAAAGAAUCAAAAACUUAUGAAAUCUCAUUGA
This is a messenger RNA of Drosophila rhopaloa, 4768 nucleotides long. RefSeq names its product protein Star (gene S). The record is from RefSeq and is a predicted model, not a curated record. Bases 961 to 2796 code for a protein of 611 amino acids. The transcript has 5 exons. Lineage: Eukaryota; Metazoa; Arthropoda; Insecta; Diptera; Drosophilidae.